This is a messenger RNA of Diachasmimorpha longicaudata, 2000 nucleotides long. RefSeq names its product lipase 3-like. Gene Ontology annotation, molecular function: hydrolase activity, acting on ester bonds. The coding region runs from base 419 to 1705 and encodes 428 amino acids. The record is from RefSeq and is a predicted model, not a curated record. The transcript is spliced from 7 exons. NCBI's taxonomy places the organism in Eukaryota, Metazoa, Arthropoda, Insecta, Hymenoptera, Braconidae.
CUGGGUCCGACCUCAGUGGAGUUAAGAGUUGCAGUAAUUUUUCUCCAUCCGGAUCCAAAAUUCCAAAACAAUAAUCGUGAAUCGUGUUUUGAAGUUCUACGCAGACGCGAAUACAAGUGAAACCGCAGUUGUAGUUAUCCAAUUAUCGCUGAAUCCCCCCCUACCCCCCAAAGCAUCCCCUGGGUUAGUCAUACCCUCUGAAUAAUCUGAAAAAUAGCCCCCAGUGAGUGAUGCAAGUCUCUCUGAAGUCGAGAAAAUUCCCAUCGCCUCGGUAUCUCGCAGAUUAGAAAGCAGUGCUCCACAUAUUUUCACAAUUCACCACGAGAAUUCAGCUCUCGGUGUUGGCCAGUGUCAUAAAAUAACUUCAGGUGUCACAAUAUCGUUGAGUGUAUUCUCAACGUGAUCAGGGGGCUUUCGUAUGCGAUCGCGAAUCUGGAAUUUUUUUGUUAAAAAAUUUCCAACUGAAAAAAUACCUGGACUCGGUGUGCUACGUGAAAUGAAUAGUGCUUUGCGAAGUCCAGACCACGAUGAGAUCCAUAUGACAACGCCUGAGCUGAUUUUCCAUCAUGGAUAUCGAGACGAAACUCACCACGUCUGGACGGAGGAUGGCUAUCGUCUCGAAAUUCAUCGAGUUCUUCCACCCAUCGUUGAAACAAAGUCGCAGGAACCGGAUAUUGAGACAGGAUCGGGUACUAUUUAUGAUACUGAAACGAAAUGUUCGAGACCAACGAUCGUUAUUCAUCAUGGACUCCUUUCUAGUUCUGCCGACUGGGUUUUACUCGGUCCAAAACGAGCACUAGCGUAUGUACUUUGUGACGAAGGAUAUGAUGUGUGGCUGGCUAAUGCUAGGGGAAACAGAUACUCACAAUGUCAUACCUUAUUCACCACUAAGGACAAAGAAUUCUGGGAUUUUAGUUGGCAUGAAAUUGGAGUGUAUGACCUACCAGCAAUGAUCGAUUACAUCCUGAAGAAGACUGGUAAUCCAAACAUGUCGUACAUUGGCUACAGCCAGGGCACAACAGCACUGUUCGUUAUGGCAAGUGAACGUCCUGAGUACAUUGGCAAAAUAAAAGGAAUGGUCUGCAUGGCACCAAUAGCAUUUCUCUCCAAUCAUCGUAGCCCACUUUUGAAAUGUGUUGUACCACUUCACAUGCUGAUGAAAUGGGCAUCUAUGUACUGCAAUAUCAAUGAGUGGUUUCCGAGGAAUAGACUGCAGGCAUUUGCACUGGCUACACUCAUGAGGAAUGCACCUGACAAAUUUGCGCAGACAUUUUGCUAUGGAUGGUUUCAUCUCGUUGCUGGAUUCGGGAGUGAUCAACUUGACAAAUCCAUGAUGCCUGUCGUGUUCGGACAUUUUCCUGCUGGAGCCUCGGCCAAGCAGAUUCUUCAUUAUUGCCAGACAAUAAGAUCAGGGUUAUUCAGAAAAUUCGACUAUGGAGAAAAGAUCAACACAAAAUUAUACGAGACUCCAGAGCCACCACUCUACGAUCUGAGCAAAGUGACAUUUCCCGUUAGCUUGUUCUACAGUGAUAAUGAUUUCCUGAAUCACUCAUCGGACGUCGAGAGUCUCGCCUCUGCCUUGCCAAACGUUGUUGGAAAAUAUAAGAUAAAUUACUCGAAAUUCAACCACAUUGACUAUCUCUGGGGUAGAGAUGCUAAGGAACUCGUCUACGACGACAUUGUCAGAGUGUUAAGACAAUUCUAGUCUCGUGUAUAUAUUUUUUAUUAUUUUUCUUCAUUACCUCUCUAUAUUUGAAGGGUAAGUGAGAUUUUUUACACAAUCGGUAUUUAUGAUUAAUAUUUCUCAGUAUGAGAAAUUCCGUAAGUGUCUAUGACUCAAGCAUUUUCUUUUCGUAUUUUUCGUAAAAAAAAUUGUAGUGAGAGUACCAAUUACGAGGUGUAGAUGAAUACUCUGUAUUUAUUGGAGAUGAUGAAUGAGAUAAUAAUGUUAAGUAUCUGUGAAAAAUUGAUGUAAAUUGAAUAUAAACGAAUUAAUCAAA